Messenger RNA from Peromyscus leucopus (white-footed mouse), 2786 nucleotides. It is a transcript of the gene Gfra4, whose product is annotated as GDNF family receptor alpha 4. Gene Ontology annotation, molecular function: glial cell-derived neurotrophic factor receptor activity. The record is from RefSeq and is a predicted model, not a curated record. Gene Ontology annotation, biological process: nervous system development. Gene Ontology annotation, cellular component: signaling receptor complex; external side of plasma membrane. NCBI's taxonomy places the organism in Eukaryota, Metazoa, Chordata, Mammalia, Rodentia, Cricetidae.
GAAGGGGUGCAUGAACAUGGCUUGUGCUCUGUGGCCAGGGACCCCUAACACGCUGCCCCUGCCGUACAAUGCCUUGAACCCCAGCAUCAGGUUCAGCUGAGCUGCCCCCUCCCGAGUCUAGCCUUGAUACCUGUGCACCGGGAACUUUCUUUUUCCUUUCCUCUCUCCCCUCCCAAAUGUGGUCGUCAAGUUCCUGCUGUGGGAAGUGUCACGGUGAUCCACCGUGACUCUUCUGUGCCUCAUAGCUGAUCCUGUACCUUCCGGGACUGCUCCUUCUCCACAGGGACAUCACGGGAAGGGGUUACUUUCUGAGGUGUGGUGUGGAGAAUGGACACUGGUAAGCUUUAAGGCCGAGGAGACCUUCGAGCUGAGGUGUGCCAUGUUGAGUGGAGCGCAUUUAAGGGUGACGGAUGAGAGGCCAGGCUGGGCAGUGUUAGAGCCUGGGGUGCCAGAGAGGCCAGUCUUAGCAAGAGACUGGGAAAAAGAAGGGCCAUUAGCCUGAGUCCGGUGACUCGGGUCUUGGAAAAGUGUUCGGCAGACGGCCUGACUUGGCUGGAUUUAGGUAUGUCCAGUGGCAAGUUUGGACACAACCGCCAGGUCUACCAACUUCUGAUACGAAGUGUCCGGCAUCCCCACCCCCACCCCCCAUACGUUGUCAUCUGUCACUUACCUGUAUCUUCACUGAAACUGCUGAUGAACGUCCAGGUCUGUGUCUCAGGAAGAAGCCCUACGCAUGGCCUGCCAUCAGGUGCCUGUCAGAAUAUACAUCUGGAAACCUGGGCCUGAAUGUGCUCUUCAAAACACAGUACCUGCCCUUCCAGUGAAUCCAACGCCCAGAACCCCCUUUUGCCAGUCCAGAACCAGAGUUCAGGUGGGGCAGGAUAGGUUAGAGCCAGACCCACGAAGAAGCACCUGGCAUAGAGGGCAGGAGGUACAGGUCAGGAUAGAAAGAGGACCAGAAAGCUGCAGACUCACCCAACGGGUUUCCACGUGUCAGAGAAGGAAACAUCAGUGUGUCAAAAGGAGGAUGAGGGGCGCCAUUUCCAAAGUCUCCAUUAGCCCGAUCAGUCCGCUUCAGUGUCCUGACAGGUGGAGCUGGGGAGGAUGCAAGGAGCCCAGCAGAUCCUCUUGUGGAAGCAUGUGGCCGUUCUGGAGGUGGUGGUGGAGGCUGGACCUCAGAUUCUGGGGAAAGGUCCUCCCAGUGUCGCAUCCACUCACAACCUGGGUACCUAUCCCUAGGACCUCACCUGCCCCUUCCUGGGGAUGAAGUCCAGUCAGCACCUAUAGGUCACGCCUAGGGGCCACACUCUCCCCUUGGGUUCGGGCACUCCCAAAUUCCGUAGUGCGGGAUGGGGAGAACCAAGCACGGAGUCCUGCAGCCUGCCCGUCCCUCACCAGGGUCUGCGAGCUCCACGGGCGGAAACCGCUGCGUGGACGCGGCCGAGGCGUGCACAGCGGACGCGCAGUGCCAGCAGCUGCGCUCCGAGUACGUGGCCCGAUGCCUGGGCCGCCCGGCGCCGGGGGACCGGAGCGGCCCGGGGGGCUGCGCGCGUUCCCGCUGCCGCCGCGCCCUGCGCCGCUUCUUCGCCCGCGCCCCGGCGCUCACGCAGGCGCUGCUCUUCUGCCGGUGCGAGAGCCCCGCGUGCGCCGAGCGCCGGCGCCAGACCUUCGCCCCGGCCUGCGCCUUCGCGGGCCCCGGGCCGGCGCCGCCCUCCUGCCUGAAGGCCCUGGACCGCUGCGAGCGCGGCCGCCUGUGCAGGCCUCGUCUCCUUGCCUUCCAGGCCUCGUGCGCUCCCGCGCCCGGCUCCCGCGCCAGCUGCCCGGAGGAGCGGGGCCCGCAUUGUCUGCUCGCCUACGCGGGCCUCAUCGGCACCGCGGUCACCCCCAACUACCUGGACAACGUGAGCGCGCGCGUCGCGCCCUGGUGCGGCUGCGGGGACAGCGGAAACCGGUUGGAAGAGUGCGAAGCCUUCCGCCAGCUCUUUACAAGGAACCCCUGCUUGGAUGGUGCCAUGCAAGCCUUUAACACCUUGUGGCCCUCGAUUCUGCAGGAUGGGCUGAACCCCUACCAGAACACUGGGCAUCACUGCCCACAGGCAAGGUGGGGGCAUGAGUGCCUUGAGAAGAGACGGAGGCAGAAGCAGCCCCCAUUUGGUCCUCACCUAGGUGUCCCUGCUGUCCAUACUCACUGCCUUGGCUCUCCAGGCCCUGCUCUGAUUAGGAAGGCAGACCAUGGGCAACACAGCUGACCGCCACGUCUCGGGCCUACUGCUCACUGGAACGAAACUUCCUUGUCCUCGGGUCUCAUACACCUGUGUGCCUGUCCCCCGGGUGGAGGGCUGGAGGCUAAGUGUCCGACUGAAAAGCCUCUGGUUCCUGCCAGGAGGUGUCCUGGCUCUUUUCUUCUCCAUCCUUGAGAUGGUCACCUGUAGAUGAGGCCUCACUGGACCCCCGGCGCUCAGAGGGCGGGGCAGAGACUACCCCCACUCCUAGAAUUUGGAACUGCCCUCUUCCGAGCAGACAAGGCACUCAGGAGAUCACAUGGACAGACCGACAGGCAAGACUCCUUCCAGUUAGCACUGCAACCUGAAUACCCUCCCAGGCAGCCAUUGCUCACCGCUAAACCCUACCCGUGCCCCAGGACUAGCAAUGGCAUAUGACAAGCUGCCAUGUGGGCACUAAAGGGGGAGACUCAGGCCCCUCCCACUUGGCCUCCACUGGCUGCACAGCCUCGCCCCCUAUGGUUCCCCCUGCACAGCAGCUCAAUAAACCCAUGUGCACUGAGA